AUGGGCAAAGCAUCGCCAGCUGCCGAGGAGCAGCCUCACGGUUAUGAAUUCGGUGGACCGCUUGGUGCUUUUGGCAUCUCCUUCGGCCUCCCCGUUCUCGUCUACCUCUUCACCUUUUCCUGCAACGACGUCUCGGGCUGUCCCGCGCCCUCGUUCCUGAGCCCCAAAACUCUCUCCAUCGACCAGCUGAAGCUCGAGGUUGGCUGGCCCGAGGAUGGCAUCUGGGGAUUGGCUAGCUGGAAGGCAUCUGGCGCUUUGGCGGCAUACUACCUUCUCAACCUGAUUCUAUACGCGAUUCUCCCUGCCGCCGAGGUGGAGGGCACAGUUCUGAAAUCUGGCGGGCGCCUCAAAUACAGGUUCAACACCAUGUACUCCAACAUGGCGACUCUUUUUGCGCUUGCCGCCGGAACCAUCGCCCAGGGUGCAGAGUUCCCCGUCUGGACCUUCAUCAGCGACAACUACGUCCAGCUCCUCACCGCGAGCAUUCUGCUCUCGUACGGCAUGGCCACCUUUGUCUAUGUCCGAAGCUUCAGCGUAAAGGCUGGCAACAAGGACAACCGCGAGCUGGCCGCUGGAGGACGCACGGGAAACAUCCUGUACGAUUGGUACAUUGGACGCGAGCUGAACCCUCGCGUCACGAUCCCCCUUAUUGGAGAGGUCGAUCUGAAGGAGUGGUGCGAGCUUCGACCCGGCAUGAUGGGGUGGAUCAUCUUGAACUGCUCUUGGUGCGCUCAGCAGUACCGCAACUAUGGUUACGUCACAGACAGUGUUGUCUGCAUUACCAUUGUGCAAGCCCUGUACAUUAUUGAUUCGUGGGUGAACGAGGCAGCCAUCUUGACGACCAUGGACAUCACCACUGAUGGCUUUGGCAUGAUGCUGUCAUUCGGAGACCUUGUCUGGGUCCCGUUCGUCUACUCCCUUCAGACCCGGUACUUGUCUGUCUAUCCUCGCUCGCUCGGCCCCGUUGGGCUCCUCGUCUCCGGUUCGCUCAUCGGUCUUGGUUUCUUCAUCUUCCGAUCCGCCAACAGCCAGAAGAACGUCUUCCGCACCAACCCCAGCGAUCCAAGCGUUGCUCAUCUCAAAUACAUCGAGACCAAGACCGGCAGCAAGCUUCUCACCACGGGUUGGUGGGGUAUCGCCCGCCACAUCAAUUACUUUGGCGAUUGGAUCCAGGCAUGGCCAUACUGCCUGCCUACAGGUCUCGCCGGGUACCAGAUCCUUUCUACUGGCGCGUCGUCGGCCGAGGGGGCCUUUGUCAUGGCCGAUGGCCGACAAGUGGUUCAAGGUGAAGCCAAGGGCUGGGGCAUGUUCAUCACCUACUUCUAUAUCGUGUACUUUGGCGUCCUCCUGAUCCACCGUGAUGGACGGGAUGACCUCAAGUGCUACCGUAAGUAUGGCGAGGAUUGGAACAAGUACAAGAAGAUUGUACGAUGGAGGAUCAUUCCUGGCAUAUACUAG
Messenger RNA from Trichoderma aggressivum f. europaeum, 1458 nucleotides. RefSeq lists its product as uncharacterized. Gene Ontology annotation, cellular component: endoplasmic reticulum membrane. Bases 1 to 1458 code for a protein of 485 amino acids. Gene Ontology annotation, biological process: ergosterol biosynthetic process. NCBI's taxonomy places the organism in Eukaryota, Fungi, Ascomycota, Sordariomycetes, Hypocreales, Hypocreaceae. The transcript has 3 exons. Gene Ontology annotation, molecular function: Delta14-sterol reductase activity. The record is from RefSeq and is a predicted model, not a curated record.